This is a messenger RNA of Orbicella faveolata, 4443 nucleotides long. Its product is annotated as homeobox protein SIX6-like. The record is from RefSeq and is a predicted model, not a curated record. Gene Ontology annotation, molecular function: DNA-binding transcription factor activity, RNA polymerase II-specific; RNA polymerase II cis-regulatory region sequence-specific DNA binding. Gene Ontology annotation, biological process: regulation of transcription by RNA polymerase II. Gene Ontology annotation, cellular component: nucleus; transcription regulator complex. Lineage: Eukaryota; Metazoa; Cnidaria; Anthozoa; Scleractinia; Merulinidae.
GUAAGAACUUAAGGACUUUAAUUUUCUUGCACAAAAUGUUAAUCACCUGUGUUUUUAAGUUAAUUAUACGGGAUCAUUUUCCUUUUGAAACGCACGUGGGUUAUCUAGGUUCCUUAGAGUCAAAGAAGCCAAUCUGGUUUUUAAAAUAAACAUUUCUUUUCUUCAGUUAGCACAAAGAAAAUCCAGCCAAAAGUGAUAGGAGCGAGCGAUUUCUUUCUGCUGCAGUUUCGUUCUCAGAAUUCAAGAAUAGUGCAAACGGAGUCGAGAUCAUAUAUAUUUAAUAGCGUAGCUUUUAGCACAAUAAGUAUUAGCUUUUAAGUUAGAGCCGACCCUGCUGGUUUCUCAUGAAAUCAAGUCCACUGAACAAGUAUAUUAAACUCUAAACCGCAAUUAUUCAAAUGACUCCCGAUGACGAACAACGAAAACCACUUUUUAAGUGUUUUCCUUGUCCAAGUUUUACACCCGCGGAGUCAUGUAAUCAUUUCCAUUUUUGAACUUUUGAUUUGAAUUUCCUUGCCUUUGUCUCGACCUGUUAAUCUCGCUCUCGCUUUCUGUGGCGUGGAGAUUCCGUUAUACAUAACGGCCUGGUAUAUAUGGCUGGUCUUCAAUUUCCAUUCCAUUUGCCGCACCCUAAUGCAAUAACAUUACUUAUUUUUCUCAUUAAACUUUAGACUCUUUCAUAAUACUGCCAGGACCACUUAAAUUAUAAUCUGUCUUGCACGGAACCAAAAUACGAAUAUGUGAAUUUAUUGUAAAGUAAUGAAACAAAUUGUGCGAGAUUACUUUCACUAGCAUGGGGCAAGGCAUGAGUUUGACUACUUUAAGCAAUUUACCACCCAUGUGGCCUAACCGAGCAGAAAUGUCGAUUAUUAAAGUCGAAUUUUCGUGAUUGUCCAAGACGCUGGCUUAAAAAAAGUGUUUUUUUUUUUUUUGCAAGGUGUACGUUUUGGAGUCGUCAAGAAUUUUGACGCUGCCCUGGGCGAAAAAUUCGAGCACACGUGUCUUAAGAAAUAACGAAGACAAACUAUAAUUGGACGACCCGCGCGCUAAGCGAGCGCUCGGUUUUGUCUAAUCUUCCAUUCAUCAAAGUGAAGACCACGGGAAGUCAAUUUUGUAAGAUCACGGAAACAAAAAGUAUCACAUUCGUAGUAUUAUUUCAUGUAUCAUAAUAACAAGUCAAAAUAUAAAUACAAGAGAAGGAAAUCAGUUUCUCCUUAAUAUAAUUAGUGGGACUGCAUGUCGCGAUCACUAACGGGCAACAAUUAUCUGUUUUUUUGACGUUAAUAGCGAGUCACGACUUAGUUAAUUGAUGUAGCUGGAUUUAGAACAGGGGUCGUCGUUUUGUGUCUUGGCCUUGGAUUGAAGGGAAAUGAUACUCUUCUUCAGUUUACGAUGUUCUAAUCACGUAGUUAAAUAUAUCUUCGUGAAUUAAAUGUUAUUAUGAUGUUCUGUACGCCUCCCGCCGAGCCGCCACUAGGCCAUAGGAUCCUUGAUAUUAGUUUAAUUAAUGUUUAACAUCGAAACUACGAUUUUUUAGGGUUUUGUCUUCAUCAUAUGUCUUCGCCAGACUGCGCACGAAACAUGGUUGUUUAUGUUGAAGGGUCGUACUUUUAAGCCGUCAUGGCGACUCACAUCAUGAAUAGCCGUUAGCGUGUUAGAACGGUCAUUAAAGUUAACCGUCUUGAAGAGAUUUAUUUUCGGUUGAGUUAAUUACUGAGCCGUAGGUCACUCGAUCACGUAGUUUGACGUUACGUUUUGCGGGAAAACCACCUGGUCGUGGCCACCUUGUGCACCACUCGCCUUCCCUCGAGUUUCACCAGCAUCGGUCAUACCCAGCGUAAAGGACUCUUUUUUGCACCCGGUCUAAUACAAACAGCUAGCCGCCAAAGCUGUAUUAAUGCUCGCGUGUCGCAACAUAACGCUAUUGGGCAUAUCACUUGGUUUCCCGUAGGUGAUCUUUGAGCACAUAGUGGAUGUGGGUCAGAUGGAAAUACAAAUCACAUGUUCAGCUUUCCUAAGAAAUCUGUUGAUUUAAUACUGUGUAAACCUUGUUAAAGCCCUAACGGUCUGUCCUGAGUAAUUUGCUAUGAAAAAUACUUCGCGUGAUCGCGCGCUUCGGUGGUGAUGCGUGAAAAAAAUUACUUUUAUUUGUUGUGGGAGAACUGUUUCUAUUAGUAUCAUUAAUAGACUGGAGUCAUCGAUAAGGCUAUUUAUCUUCCUAAGGACUGUCCUCACGUAAAGAAAACGUUUAUACAUUCACUAUCGUCACAGACAUGAUAGCUUCCGAUAAGGCACCAUCUUGUGAAAUAGACGAGGAAUAUGCCUCUUUCUAUCAAAACAAGGUCGUUUUUAGAUCAAUCUUUGACCACGCUGUGAGAGUAUUUCGCCAGCUUAAAAAUAGUCUUAAGUUAAUGAGAUUCUUCACCACUCUAUAAUUACCGAAUUUUUUUUUAGCUUAGACGUUUUCAAGAAUGUCAGAAUGAGGCCGUACCCGCAAGGAAAUUGAAGAACGAAUGGCAAGCAAUUCACUAAUUCGUUCUUGAUUUGCCCAGCGCGUUCUCAGUCGUGCAUGUGUACUCUUAUCGUAGUCAAGUCUUUACGGCAAUUUAGCUAAUCCCGUUGAAAUGCUUGUAACGGCUUAAAAGAAGGAGAAAUUUGGUUGAUAAUACAGUGGGCGUAUCGAUUCUUAAAUGUUAAUUCAAACAAGCCCAUUGGCACACCGGCUCGAGUCAUUAGUACCAGCUAUGACAUUUGAUUUAAAAGGGUCCCUUAUUGUUCUUUAUUGGAGUAUAUUACUGCUCCCAGUGGGAUACAGCGUGCAAAUGGGAAAGCUUCUAGAUACGAUGGAUGCUUAACAACAUUAAACCUUUUGUUGUUUAACAUUACGGGCCAUUGUCCCCGUACAAAGGGCUUGAUAAGCUGAAGGGCUGAUUGAAUUGCAUAAUCCUCUGGCUGAAUAGCAAGCGGAGCUCUAUUAUGUCCUAUCAUUUACAUAUGACAGUAAAAGCAAUUAGGAGCGUAACAAGUGGUAGUUAGUUGUAAUAGAACGGCUUGAUAUUGUGUUCGAUAUUUUGUCUAAUUCCCAGUCUGUUUGUAUAGUCAUUGUUUAGAAGCAAACCCCCCGAGCUGGGGCUUUUAUCUCCAGGUAGCAUAGCACGCCCAAAAAACAUUUGCCUAUUGUUAGCGACUGAGUAAAGUGAACGGCUCGCAAGUUAAUCAGCAAACGUUAUCUGAAACGAUACUCUGCCACUACUGCCGUUCAGAGGUUCUCGAGAGUGAAAUAGAUCCCAUAUCAGGCGAGAGACUUUACCACACCCCUGCGUUUAGCCUUAAUAGUCGACCAGCAAGAAGAAGAACCCGUACACAACCGGCGUGAUGUUUGCCCCACUUCCAGCCUUGAGCUUCACGCCGCAGCAGAUCGCACAGGUCUGCGAAACUCUGGAGGAAAGCGGUGACAUCGAGCGGUUGGCCAGAUUUCUGUGGUCCUUGCCAGUGGCCCCUGGGACGCUAGAAGCCUUGAGCAAACAUGAAAGCGUGCUCCGAGCGCGAGCCAUUGUGGCGUUUCACAUGGGAAAUUUCCGGGACUUGUACCACAUAUUGGAGACGCAUCGCUUCGGCAAAGAUUCGCAUGCUAAGCUGCAAGCGAUGUGGUUAGAAGCUCAUUACCAAGAGGCUGAGAGACUUCGAGGGAGACCCUUAGGACCUGUCGAUAAAUAUCGCGUUCGUAAGAAGUUCCCUCUUCCCAGGACAAUUUGGGACGGAGAGCAGAAAACGCACUGUUUCAAGGAGAGAACAAGAAGCUUACUUCGCGAGUGGUAUCUUCAGGAUCCCUACCCAAAUCCGACAAAGAAGCGGGAACUGGCGCAAGCCACCGGCCUCACACCGACACAAGUUGGUAACUGGUUUAAAAAUAGACGGCAAAGAGAUCGUGCUGCUGCAGCUAAAAACAGAAUGAAUCAACAGCAAGGUCAACACCUAUCGCAGUGCAAGGGAAGUUUUUCUCCAGAGGGAAAAGCUAUGGAAGACUUUCGCGGGCUAAAAAAUUCACCAAUUUCCAGUUCAACAGACGACCUACGCAAAGGCGAGUGAAUCUCAGAAGAAAAAUUUAAAAACAACGCUUUCGAACAAUCAAAGAGAGAAGCAGAGGACGACUGACUACAAGAAAAGAAAAAGAAAUAACGAACGCUGUGGAUGGCAGAUAUUUAAUAUUGGUUUGUGGAGCCAAAACGAAGCGCAACACUCUCUUAAAAAAUAAUACAUGCAAGAGGAACACUUGAAAAAGCUACAUAAAGUUUAUUGCCGAAUUUUGAAUUGUUGUACAGAGAAAUAUCGUUGUAAAUGUUCAAAUAUAUAAAUAUAAUAUGCGAUGGGCGCAGUUCUUGUAACAUAAAAUCUCUUCGUACCGGGCUACUAGAUGUUGGAUGACUUGAAAAAAAAAAAAAA